Molecule: messenger RNA, 1497 nt
Organism: Acytostelium subglobosum LB1
Lineage: Eukaryota; Evosea; Eumycetozoa; Acytosteliales; Acytosteliaceae
Exons: 5
Coding region: 1-1497 (498 amino acids)
Biological process (GO): proteolysis
Molecular function (GO): zinc ion binding; metallocarboxypeptidase activity
Source: RefSeq, a predicted model, not a curated record
AUGGACUUGGAGGCAUACUUCAACGAGGAGACACUGUUUGACCUGGUGGAUAAGUUCGAUGACCAGGUCGUACAACCAAUUGUCAACACCAAGUAUGAUGAUUCCUUGAACAAUGCCAACACACCAGCGCCAAAGUUCUCAAGAUCAGGUUUGGUCCAAUACAACAAAUAUCUCACCAAUGAUGAGUUGACUACCUUCCUAAGAACAGUGGCCAAACUAUAUCCAACUCUAACCAAACUCUACAGUAUUGGUAAAUCUGUAGAGGGUAGGGAUUUAUGGGCAAUGGAUUUGACAACCAAUGCAGGGUUUGAUGAUAUGAAGCCACAAGUAAAGUUGGUUGGUAAUAUGCAUGGUGAUGAGAUUGUUGGAAGACAUCUACUCGUAUACUUUAUAGACUACCUCACCUCAAACUACAAGUCCAAUUCUAAAAUUGAGGAUUUGUUAUCCGAUAUCAAGAUAUCCAUUAUUCCAUCAAUGAAUCCGGAUGGUUAUCAAAAAGUUCAAAGAGGCAAUGCCUUUAAUAUUGACCUUAAUAGGGACUUCCCUCAAGGAGGUGCACGUCAAACAAUGAAAGAGCAACCUGAAACACAGGCAGUGAUGAAGUGGACCAAGGAGAAUAGAUUCGUUCUCAGUGCUAAUCUACAUGGUGGUGCAGAGGUUGCAAACUACCCAUAUGACUCGGCCAGGGGAAAAAGUCAGUACGAGACUGGAUAUUAUAGUGUGGCACCAGACGAUAGCACAUUUAGAAAGAUUGCACUCACCUAUUCACUCAAUCACAAGUCCAUGCAUGGAUCAGAGGAGUUCUUUGCUGGCAUUACCAAUGGUGCAAAUUGGUACGUGUUGGAUGGUGGAAUGCAGGAUUGGAACUAUGAUAAUCUCAAUGACUUUGAGAUUACCAUCGAGGUGUCCAAUGACAAACAACCUAAUCCAGAGAUGUUGCCUUCAUACUGGGAGGAUAAUCGUCAAGCACUAUUAUCAUUCGUCACACUACCAACUACGAUGGGAGUUUAUGGAAAGGUAUCCAAUACCAAUGGUCAACCAUUACAAGCCAAGAUACAAAUACUUGGUAUCAAUCAUCAUAUUAAUUCAUUUGCCAAGUUUGGAGAUUAUUAUCGUCUACUUGACUCUGGUAUCUUUACAAUGGUUGUUAGCUCCCCUGGUUACAAGUCGCACAAACAGGUGAUCCGUGUGGCCAAUGGACAGAGGACAAAGGUGGAUGUUGUACUUGAGGAGGGACAAGACGAUGUCAACAACAAAGUACUUGUUCCAAAGGUGGAUUGUGAAAGUGAUAUAAUUGACAGACCAGUGGAUAAGACUGUCGUCAGUAUUAUCCACAGCAAGAAGGAUAUCUUCCGCUACAAGAAGGUGGUGGUCUCAUCAUUCAUCAUCUUUAUGUCCAACAUUGGUAUGGGCAUCGGUAUAUAUGUCUACCUAACAAGACGAAGAAACCAAGCACUCCAACGAAGGAACUACUCUGCUGUGGCAGGCGACUCAUAA